CUUACGCGGAGCCGGGAGUGGAACGUCACCUAUGUGCAUGCAUCUGUGCGUAAGGGAAAUGGAUAGACGUGGACAUGGAUCUCCCCGUAAAGUAAAUUGUUUCUGGUUGUUGUGAUUACUAGAGUCAUGAUGACUGGAAUAGAAUCAGAAUUUGUGUCUCCUCCGGAGGCUCCCAUAUUCGAGCCGACGCCCGAAGAAUUCAAAGAUCCGCUGGCAUACAUUGCGAAAAUCCGACCCGUUGCUGAACAGACUGGGAUUUGCAAAAUAAGGCCACCCCCGGAUUGGCAGCCCCCGUUUGCAGUAGACGUCGAAAACUUCAAGUUUACACCAAGGGUACAACGUCUCAAUGAACUCGAGGCAACAACAAGAAUAAAACUAAAUUUUUUGGAUCAAAUUGCUAAGUUCUGGGACCUCCAGGGCUCGAAGUUAAAGAUACCAAACAUUGAGAAGAAAGCUCUCGACCUUUACAAUCUCUACAAGUUUGUUCACGAUGAAGGCGGCAUGGAACACGUCUCUCGGGAGAAGAAGUGGACGAAAGUGGCAUCCCGCAUGGGGUACGCACCCAUGCGCAUCAUCGGGUCCCUCCUGAAGCAGAACUACGAGCGGAUUUUGUACCCGUACGACGUGUUCCAGAGUGGAGCCAGCAUAGGUGAAGUGAAUCUGAGCGAGGAUUCAGAGGACAGCGACAAGAAGGACAAGGACUACGUUCCUCAUGGCAUUCCUUCCAGGCAGGCCAUCAAGCCUCCGCCCGAGCGCUCCGCCCGUCGCUCCAAGCGCCACGGGAAGGAAGCAGAGGAUUCUGAUGAUGUAGAUUACUCCACAAAUAAUGAGUUGAGGAAGCUCCAGUUCUACGGGGCGGGACCCAAGAUGCCUGGCUACUGUCCUCGAGAUGACAUGCAGUGCUCUCCCACCAAGUAUUGCUACAAGUACUGCGGAAAUGACGGCGACAUGUCCCCCUGUGCUGCCAUCAAGGAAGAACCGCAAGAGGUGAAACAGGAGCACAAACCAAAGCCUAUUGAACAAAUCGUGUGUCACACGUGUGGCCGGGGGGACGACGAAGAGAGCAUGUUGCUGUGUGACGGCUGCGACGACAGCUACCACACAUUCUGUCUCAUUCCUCCCUUGCCCGAGAUUCCGCGCGGAGACUGGCGCUGUCCUCGUUGCGUGGCUGCGGAGGUGCGGAAGCCCCAGGAAGCGUUCGGUUUUGAGCAGGCAGUGCGAGAAUACUCCCUACAAGACUUCGGAGAAAUGGCCGACCGAUUCAAGUCCAAUUACUUCAACAUGCCCGUCCAUAUGAUCUCAACGGAGACGGUGGAGAAGGAGUUCUGGAGAAUCGUGUCGGCGGUCGACGAAGAUGUGACGGUCGAAUACGGCGCAGACCUGCACUCAAUGGAACACGGCUCGGGGUUCCCGACCAAGAACAGCAGCGACUAUUUACCCAGUGACGAGGAAUACAUGACAUCCGGAUGGAACCUCAACAAUCUCCCAGUCGUGGACGGUUCGGUCCUACGGCACAUCAAUGCUGACAUCUCGGGAAUGAAGAUCCCGUGGAUGUAUGUUGGCAUGUGCUUUGCUACGUUCUGCUGGCACAAUGAAGACCACUGGAGUUACUCCAUCAAUUACCUGCAUUGGGGCGAACCAAAAACGUGGUACGGCGUCCCUGGAGGCAAGGCGGAGGUCUUUGAGGCGGCCAUGCGAAGUGCCGCUCCUGAACUGUUUCACGCUCAGCCAGACCUACUGCAUCAGCUGGUGACAAUCAUGAAUCCUAAUCUCCUCCAAGCAGCAGGUGUUCCUAUUUAUCGCACCGAUCAGAGCGCCGGAGAGUUUGUGGUGACGUUCCCUCGAUCGUACCACGCGGGUUUCAACCAGGGUUACAACUUCGCAGAGGCUGUGAACUUUGCUCCCGCUGACUGGCUUCCCAUUGGCCGGGUGUGUGUGUCGCACUACAGCAUGCUGCACCGCUUCUGCGUCUUCUCUCACGAUGAGCUGGUGUGCAAGAUGGCGGCUGACCCAGACCGGCUGGACAUCAGCAUCGCUGCGUCCACUUACCAGGACAUGCUGAAGAUGGUGGAGACCGAGAGGCAGCAGAGGAGAGAACUUCUGGAAUGGGGAAUCACGGAAGCUGAACGAGAAGCAUUUGAACUUCUUCCUGAUGACGAGCGGCAGUGUGACCACUGCAAGACGACUUGUUUUCUGUCUGCCGUCACCUGCUCUUGCAACAACAGUAAGCUCGUCUGCAUCCCACAUCGAGCACAUCUCUGCAGCUGCGAUCCGAGCAAGCAUUGCUUGAGGUAUCGUUAUACCUUGGAUGAGCUUCCAGUCAUGCUUCAUCGUUUGAAGGUGCGGGCAGAAUCAUUUGACAACUGGGCGAUCAAGGUCAAGGCUGCCCUAGAAGCCACAGAAGAUGAGAAGCUGGAACUGGAGGAGCUGAAGGAACUUGUUCAAGAAGCUGAGGAAAAGAAGUUCCCUCCUACCGAGCUGUUACAGUCGCUCACCGUUGCUGUGCAAGAGUCUGAGAAAACGUCCAAUGUUGCGCAGCAGUUACUGAGCAAGAAAAUGAGAACAAGGAAUCGACAGUCCGCAGACACGAAACACACGUCUCGACUAACGCUGGAAGAGCUUCAGCUGUUCUACGAGCAGCUGUGCAAACUCCCUUGCGUCAUCCGAGAGUCCAUCCUGAUCAAAGACUUGGUGGACCGAGUGAAGGAGUUCCAGACCAGUGCCCUGGAGAUACUUGCUGAAGAGGUACCGGGAGAGCCCAAGCGACUGGAGAAGCUACUGGAGUCUGGCUCCGCGCUGGACAUGGACCUGGCCGAAAUUCCGCAGCUCAAGCAGAAGCUGCAGCAGGCGCAAUGGCUGGAAGAAGUGCGCGUUGCACUUCUGGAACCUUCCGAGGUGACCCUAGAAGUCCUGAGAAAGCUUUUGGAAACUGGAGUGACGCUUCCGCCACAUCCCGUGGCGGAGCGUGCGAUGGCGGAGCUUCAGGAGCUGCUCACCUCGGGAGAACGGUGGGAAGAAAAGGCGAAGACGUGCCUUCAGGCAAAGCCACGACACUCGCUUGAAUCGCUCGAGGCCAUUAUUCAGGAGGCUAGCGAGAUCCCGGUCUUUCUCCCCAACUUAGCAGCCCUUAAAGAGGCUGUGAGAAAAGCGAAGGAGUGGUCAGCGAGGGCAGAGGACGUUCAGAAUUGCGAGAACUACCCGUAUCUGGACAGUCUGGAGGCCCUGGUGGCCAGAGGUCGGCCGAUUCCCAUCCGAUUGGACCAGCUGCCCCAGGUGGAGUCCCAGGUGGCCUCUGCCCUCGCCUGGCAGGAGCGUACAGCACGCACUUUCCUGAAGAAGAAUUCUCCUUACACCUUGUUGGAGGUGUUGUCUCCACGUAAGGACGUCGGUCUGUACCAGGUGACCGCCAGGGGGCGUAAGAAGCGGCUGAAGGACGCAGAGAAAGGGGAGCUCGAGGUCAAGAUGGAAGAGCCCGUCAACGCGGCAUCCAUCGUGGCAGCUUUCAAGGAGUCUGGUGCCCAGGAGUUGGAGAGCAUGCGGCAGCUACGUCUGCACAACCUACGCAAGCGCAUGGAAGACACGGGCUCGACUCGCUACUGCUCGUGCCGCCGUUCCUUUGCUGGCCACAUGUUGCAGUGCGAGCUUUGCAAGGACUGGUUUCACGCGAGCUGCGUGCCACUGCCAAGGGCCUGGGGCCCACGCAAGUCAACGGCUCAAGCCCCGGCGGGUUCUGGGGCCUUGUCCCCUAAGGACUGCAAGUUCCUGUGCCCCGGCUGCCUGCGGUCACGGCGACCCCGCCUGGAGACCAUUUUAUCUUUGCUGGUGUCCCUGCAGAAGCUUCCUGUCCGCAUGCUGGAAGGAGAGGCCCUGCAGUGCCUCACCGAGCGUGCCAUGUCCUGGCAGGACCGUGCGAGACAAGCCCUUGCCACGGACGAACUAGCUGCAGCGCUGGCCAAGCUCUCUGUGCUGUCGCAGAAACUGGUGGAACAGGCAGCGAGAGAAAAAACUGAAAAAAUAAUCAGCGCGGAGCUCCUGCGGGCCGCCAGCAAGCCCGAGUUGCAGCCUCAUCUGCAGAGCGUGGCGCAGUCGGCAUUUAGCGGCCUGCGACAGAACCAAGAACAAAGCGAUACAGAGACUACGGGCAGCAUGCCAGAAGAUAACAUCCCAAGUGUGGCUGCUGAGCAAGAGAUCUCACUGUCGGGAGACACGACGGGUGAGAGUGACUUUGCGAGGUUCUCCGAGGAGGACAGCAAGAGUGCCUGCGACAUCUACAACAGCCUGGAGCACGCGUAUUCUACCGCAUCCAAGGGCAAUACUACGAGUCCGGCACCACGCAAGCAUGCCCGCAAGUCUCCCCUGGUGCCGCGGCAGACGGAGUCCCCCGUCCUGGAGCUCUCCAGUCUGGCCAAGAGUCAGUUGGAAGAGCUCAUGAUGGAAGGGGACCUGCUGGAGGUGUCUCUGGAUGAGACCCAACACAUCUGGCGUAUCCUCCAGGCUACCAAGCCCCCGCGGGACCCCCUCUCGCCCUUCGAAGCAUUCCCAGAGUUUGAGGACUAUACGGAGAUAGGAAAGAGACCCGAGAAGAGAAUCAAGAAGCGCAAGUCAGAUCCGGCCGAAUCUGCCAAGCAGUUGAAACCAAAGCCCCGAAUGGCAUCCAAGAAGCCCCACCAGACAGAUGAGGAAGGAACAGCCGAGACUAAAACAGCUCCCCCAAAGAGGCAAUCCAAGGAGGGUCGUAAGGAACGGCCUCUCAAGAGGCCCAAGAAAGAAGACUCUGCUGAAAGUGCGAAGAAGAAGAAGGUUGCAGAAGGAGUCGCCCAAGAUGCUGCGGAGGAGGGCGCCGCCGUUCACGAUGAUGCCGUGGAUGACCUCUGCUCGGCUCCCAACUGUCUCCGGCCACAGGGCGAGGCUGUGAAUUGGGUCCAGUGCGACGGCGGAUGCGAGCAGUGGUUCCACCUCCUGUGCGUGGGGCUCAGCAUGAACGACGUCAAGGACAGUGACGACUAUUACUGUCCACAGUGUCGAGGGGACGGGGGAGCACCUCGGAACCCCACCGACGAUAACCCCCCCUCCGUGCCCCUCGAAGAGGAGGAAGUGUUCGAUGACUCCGUUCCCCUCGAUGAACAGACUGAGCUCUCGGACUCCAAGAUGCACUUCAUUGAGGCAGCCGUGUGAUCGCCACGAAUUUUGCCGUCGAGUCUGAGGCUCUUCCGCGGAGACGGGGGUAAAAAAAAAAAAAAGAACGUUGCGCGGUGAGGCUGCGGAGAAAGCUGCGGGACACUUUUCUAGUGAACAAGUGAUGUAUCAAAAGUUUUAACCUUUCUCGUCCUCCCAGUUUUCACCCGAGACUUGCGUCAGACACGAUUCGAGUGGACAGUACCGAGACUGGGGCAGUGACGCUCGUGCGUGGUACAGUAUUUAAAGCCCGCUCCACGUGACCUUGUUUAUUGUGAUUCUCUCUCUCUGCUGCUGUUGUCAUGUUCUUUUUGUAGCGCAUUUUUCCUCUAAUGUACAGCCAUGGUUCAUAACAAAGAUCGCGUACUGUAAAACUUCUUUGUUACACGAAAGAUAAACGUCAUAAUUUAGUUCUUCCCGUCCCGUGCUUUGAGGUUUCCUCUCGAAAUGUUAGCAGCUCCUCAUUUCCAUGCGUCCCCGUUCUUGCUUUCCGCACCCCAUCUUAUUCUCAUCUACAUUACGAGAGCGUCCUGCGGAGGCAUGCGUUUUCGGAUGAAACGUUUCCUGCAGUUCCUGCUAGUGUUGUUGCUUCCUUCCCUACUUUACUUUCAUUAGGAAUGUGGUUUUGCAGUGUUUGCAUUCGCUCCAUGCCCAUUCUUUCUUCUUUUUUUUUUCUCCACACCCAGUCUUAUUAUCCUUGCGUUAAAGGCCUUAGUAGUAGGCCUUAGAACUAAAGGCCUUGCCUGUAGUUCUUCGUAUUUCUCUCCACUAUGGAUUAACGCCAGAUUCCGUUCCCCCUUCCUUCCUUUUUUCCGCUCCCGCUUUUGUUUUCCGAACCCGCACUAAGGACCCAGUGUUGUGUACACGCCACGAUAACCCAGUCCGUUGCCUUCCCCAGAUGAGCGAUGGCGUCCUAUCGUGCCGCUUGUAAUCUUUGUUAACGCUUGUAUAUUGGCACGUGGUGGACUCCUAUCUCAGUCAGAGGGACAAUCUAAUGCAGUGACCCGGAGGGAAGGUGCGGUCGUGCGUUUAAAAGAAGUAAUCUCGUCUUAUCUGCACGUCUCCGGAUGUGUCUCCCCCUUCCCAGCAGUUUAGGCAAACAAAACUUUGAAGAAAAAAAGCUUACGAAUACGAUUAUUAUGAAGAGAGAGGAAAAUAAAGACGGCUAUUUAAAUUAUUUUCGGGAGUAAUAUCGACACGGUAUUUCUUGUCACUUGCUAGACACGGGUUGUGUGACACAGUGUUGACAGUGUAUUUAAAAAAAAAAAAGACAGAGUAGCACUGCAUUCCUCCAGAACAAAAUUCUUUUGUCACUGUGUGAUAUGUGUUAAUUUUCUUGUCGCCUCUGUCUACACUCUGUUCUCAUUGUAUUUGUCACAGAUAACCGUUAUUAUUAUCACUAAUAGUCACUUCAUUAUCAUGUGUAUUGCACUGCAAAUAUGUUGGGUACGUUGAAUUUAUUUUUCCCCGUUUUGGAUUAACAUGGUUGGUUGUUCCUCAGUAUUUAUUUCGAUGCUUUUCUGAAACCUUUUUUUUUUUUUUUUCGUUUGUGGUGGUGCUCAUGUCAAAGAUCAGGUGAUUGAAGCGUGCCUUACUUGACAAGUAUAGCGUGCACAUGCACUUCUCACAGGUACAGGAAGCAUGAUGGUUGAGAAAACCAUUGUGAAUAUGAAAGCUCCAGGUAAACAACAAUAUAAACAAUGAAUAAACAAGUGCACUCUUAUCAACCGGGAGAGAAGGGGUUAACUGCUCAAGUACAUUUAAUAUGCACAAAAAUUACUCGUCUUUGCUUAUCUUGGCAUUAUUUGCAUGGGGGUGGCUUAUCUGGGUAUUUGCACUCUGAUGGUGCAAUGCAUGAACUACUGUAGUUCUUGGACAUUUAGGGAGCACAACGCUUGUCCAAGACCAUCUGCAGCUUUUCUAUUUACACUGUUUCACCUAUCUGCCACACUUGUGAGUAUAUGUGCAUGUGCGUGUGAUAUCUAUUAUGUAACGUGUGCACAUAAGCGGUCUGAUAUUUCACAUGCACCACGCUGGAGUUCUGUAAAAAAGGCGUCACAAGAUGAGUUAUGUUUGUCCUGGAGCAAAGAAAUUCACUUCAUGCAUCGAUUCUUUAUUUAAGUUUGUCAUUACAAAUGGAGCAAUCAAAUUGACGCCAGUAACUGUUACUUCUGAUCUGUGUUUUACCACAAGUGUUUGGCGUCCGAAGGGUUGCACCCAGUAGUGAAAGUCUUUGCCAAGCGGAACUGUAAAUACAUGUCCUGUCAGUGCAGAUAUAUCAGUUAGUGAUGUACAAGUUUUGUGUCUGUGUAAGAGAUUCAUCUAUUGUAAGAAACGUCAAAAAUACAUUUUAUUGAGAAUUA
Ornithodoros turicata is the source of this 7538-nucleotide messenger RNA. RefSeq names its product lysine-specific demethylase 5A-like (gene Kdm5). Gene Ontology annotation, molecular function: histone H3K4me/H3K4me2/H3K4me3 demethylase activity; DNA binding. Bases 127 to 5175 code for a protein of 1682 amino acids. Gene Ontology annotation, biological process: chromatin remodeling; regulation of DNA-templated transcription. Gene Ontology annotation, cellular component: nucleus; chromatin. The transcript is spliced from 35 exons. The record is from RefSeq and is a predicted model, not a curated record. NCBI's taxonomy places the organism in Eukaryota, Metazoa, Arthropoda, Arachnida, Ixodida, Argasidae.